UUUGCACCAUUUUUUUUCCUUUUCUUUUUCUCUUUCUCCUUUUCUUCUUCCGCUGCUGCCUCUCGACGAAGAUGGCGUCCCAGUCCCCUACCUCCGUCUCCGCCACCGUCGGAUACUUGGAGUCACUCACCCCCGCGCACUCCACCAACACGUGCGCGGGGCGCCCGAAUGCCGCCUCCACCUCAUCGAAGAGCGACUCAAAAAAAAUUUGCACCAUUUCUCUUUUAGCCCCUGUUUCGCUUCAUCAACAACACUCAUCAUCCUCCCAACUCCCUAAACCCCCUGGCGGUUCUAUGGCCUCCUAUACCACCUCCUCUGCCGAGGCCGCGGCGCGGGAGCCGACGCAGCGGGCGUUACUGCUGGCGGCGCGCACCACGAUCGUGACGGGCGCGUCACACGGGAUCAGGCACGCCAUCGCGGCGCACCUCGCGUCGCUCGGCGCCGACGUCCUCCUCGGCUACUCCUCCAACUCUGCUCAGGCUGAGCUCCUCGUCACCAAGCUCAACUCCUCGUCGCCGACAACGAAUCCGAGGACGGAUUUGGAAGGCAGGGCUAGGUUGUCGGCGAGGAAGAGGCCCGCGGUGGAUCCCGUGCCGUAGAGGAGGAGCCAACGGCCACGGCGCCAAUGAAGACGCCGCUAAAGACCUACCGCUUCGAGGCUGCGGCGUCGCAGAGACCUCCGCGGCAUAAGGGUAUUUUGGUCAAAAAUUAACUAGGGUAAAGUAUUUAGCCUAUGGUUAACUAAACUUUUCUAACGGAUUCUAACGGUAAGGACAUAUCUGACAACAUUGUGAGUUUUGUAGGGAUAAUUUAUGAAAGUUGAACUUUAUAUGGAUAUAUUUGUAAUUCACUAUAUUU
Molecule: messenger RNA, 858 nt
Organism: Ananas comosus (pineapple)
Lineage: Eukaryota; Viridiplantae; Streptophyta; Magnoliopsida; Poales; Bromeliaceae
Exons: 2
Coding region: 72-599 (175 amino acids)
Source: RefSeq, a predicted model, not a curated record